Moneuplotes crassus is the source of this 1297-nucleotide messenger RNA. The record is from the annotation of a GenBank genome assembly. Lineage: Eukaryota; Ciliophora; Spirotrichea; Euplotida; Euplotidae.
GUUUGAAAUAUGAAAAUGAUAUAAUUUUAUUCCAAUUUCUGUACAACAUGUCGAGAAAAGUCUCUACUUCAGAGGAAAAUAGCAUACCAGUCACAUUAGAUUUACGUAAAGCUAGUGAUACAGCUUCUUAUGGUUUCAGAGAGAUGGUAGAAGCCAACCAGGAGCAUAGCCAGAACAAGCCCUUUAUUAAUAACCAUCAGAAAAUAAUAAAGAGACAUUCUGUUUCAGAGGAUCCUAGUGAACUUCUUGUAGGAAUCUCUGAUAUGUUUGUGAAGACUGAUCUAAUGCAGAAAAUCAGCUAUUCCUCUAUAAGUCACCAUAAUGAUCACAAAUAAAGGUAAGUGGAAGAUGGUGUCCACUUCGAUCCUGAACAAGUUUGCCCCAUCGCACAAUAUCUUCAUGCAGCAGUUAGACAUCCUGCGCUCGAAGAAAGAUGAAGCCAAUGAUGAGCAAAGGCUUGAUGAUGACUUUAAAGACACUCCUAUAAGCAGCCCUAAAACUAGGAAGAAGGCAGAUAAUCCCAAAAUUCAAAGAUUAAGGCAAAUUUCUAUGAAGAAUCAAGACUCAUGGAAAGACAAGUACUCCAGCAGUCCACAUCUGCAAGAAAUCUCGAAAAUAAAAGAUAAACACAAGCUCAGUCGCCUGAAGCUAAAGCAUCUAUGAGAUAUCAUCAAGAGUGAUAAUAAAGGGAUAAUGAGUCACCUUAAAAAGCGUAGGAACAGCUGUCACCAAAGAAGCCCAAGAUAUCGUUUAAGAAGCUCGAAGAAGACUCUAAGAGCUACUAGUAUUGACAAAUAAAGAGAUAAAACUAAAACCUUGAGAAAACAUCUUCACCCAUAAGCUUAAAGAUUACAAAAUGAAAGUAAGGAAGUCCAGUACAUUCAGAGACACACAAAGACCCAAAACUGGCUUUUCCUUGAAAGACAAAAUCCGAAGAAAUCUCAUAAAAAGAAAUAAAUCUAAAUUGAAACCUAAUAUACUGACUUCGAAGAAGAUCAAAAUCAAAAGAAAUCUUUUGAAAGAUAGAAGGUCAAGAAGAAAUUUUCCAAGGAACAACAACUCUUUGCCGCGCCCAUUGUUUAAGAACACCCAGAAAUAUACAGUGAUCCCUAACAAUAAUGAAUUUACUGGUUCUAAUGAGCAAAACGCUUUGAAUUGAGUGCAUGUGCAGCCCUUGAGAAGCCCACCAGCUGUGAAUAAACCACAAGAGUCACAUAAGAAGUCAUUGUCAGUUCAGAAUCCCAAGCUGCAGAUGGCCCAGAUCUACCUCCAAGAUCUUCUUGCUUAGACUCUCAUA